Molecule: messenger RNA, 654 nt
Organism: Fraxinus pennsylvanica
Lineage: Eukaryota; Viridiplantae; Streptophyta; Magnoliopsida; Lamiales; Oleaceae
Source: the annotation of a GenBank genome assembly
AUGAGUUCUCUUCACCUAUUGAAAUCUAGCCCAUCGCAUUCGCGCGCGGAAUUGAGCUGUUUCUGCUCGAAAUUCAUUGCCAAGGCAUCUGUGAAAAGGAAUCUCAGGCUUCAAGACUCCAGAUUCGUACUUAAUAAUGGGAGGUUAUCGGUUACCUGUAAACUUCGAGAAACCGAAAGCCAAAGCAACGGUGAAGAACCUCCUGAGUCUUUGUUUAUGAAGGAACUAAGGAGACGAGGGAUGACCCCUGCUUCGUUGCUUGAGGAGAAAAACAGGAGCAUUGAAGGAGAUGAUGGUACGAAAUUCAGGGAAGAAGAUGGGGGUUGGGGUUCCUCAAUAAGAAAUGGAGUCAUGACUGAUUAUGAAAGAAACCUAUCUAAUCAAAGGGAAACAUCAAUGGCACUGAAUAGCGAAGGCCUUGAGGGUUUGAUUCCACGGGCUAAACUUUUGCUUACCCUUGGAGGAACUUUCUUUCUGGGGUUUUGGCCAUUGAUUCUUGCAACCAUUGCAUUCUUUUCUGCCCUCUAUAUGUAUUUUGGAUCAGAUUUUGUUCACGAUGCAAGUAAAACUCCCAUUUCUCCACCUUCGUACAUUGAUCCGUACUCGCUGCUUGAAGAAGAGAAGAUAUAUAAAAUGGCUCCUCGUCUACAGUGA